Molecule: messenger RNA, 4432 nt
Organism: Zootoca vivipara (common lizard)
Lineage: Eukaryota; Metazoa; Chordata; Lepidosauria; Squamata; Lacertidae
Source: RefSeq, a predicted model, not a curated record
UAUGUAAAGUACUGUUCCCAGAAUCUUGGAGCAGAUGUGGCUGAUUUCUGAGGGAUGGGUACUAGAAAAAAAUAAUCGUGCGGCACUGGAUUUGUGGCAGUGACUUCAGAACUAUAAGUAUGGUUAUUACUUUUUUUUCAUAUGUGAAAGAUUGGCUUAGUUUCUAGUCUAAGGGAAAUAACCAGCAAACACAAGAGCAGCUUGGUUUGUCAAACAAGAUUCAUUUUUCAAGACUUUGCUUCUGUUUCCUCAUGAAUUAGUCUUCUCUUUCUGCUGUGGCAAAUCUGGGAAGGGUCAUCUAGAACGUUCUUUUCAUAUCUCUGCAGCCCAAGUUUUCCGUUACCAUAGAGAUCUCUAUGGGCUUUGCCCAGCCCUGCAGUGAACAUAUCCCAAGUAAUUAAACAAACAGAAACACGCUAAGGCUAAGUAUCUGUUACUCGGACCGUUGCUGCCAUCAUCAUCUUUGGAGAAAAAGCUAACAUAAUUGAUGAGGAAAAACAGAAAGCUAUGAUGGACAAAAGAACAUAUGUUUGCCUUGUAGUCUCCAUCAUACUGAAGGCAGUUUCACUUCAGACUAAAGACUACAUCCCAGCAAUGAAUAGCACACCUAGGACUGAAAGGCUGACUGUUUCCAGUACAGAAGCAGACAACAUCACUAUAUUGCAGAAUGGAAGUGCCAGCUUGAGUACAUUCACAACAACAGUGAAUAUUACCAACUUUCCUACGCUUCUACAAAGCACCCAUUCUCCUCAUACAGAAACAUCAGCUAUCACUGCUGAAGCCAAAACUGAGAUGACAUUUCCAACAGAGUCAUUCUCUACUAAUUCUACACAUCAAGCCACAGUUGUAGAUUUCAAUGUCACAACUUCAGCUACCACAUUAAAACCGACAGUCCAGCCUUCUAAAACUGCACCACUGAUCAGCAGCAAUUCAGUUUCAGCAAUUCAGUUUCCAGCAGAAGGAUCCGGUUUGAGCAAUUCAGAUACCAUCCUCACCAUAUUUUUUGCCAUUGUUCUCGCACUGACAAUUCUCGGAUUCAUUAUAUAUAUUUUCAAUAAAUAUCGAAAACGAAGAGACCAAUUUUCCCAUCAUCCACUAUAUGAUGCCUCUUUUGAAACAGUGGACAGAUAUGCUACUCCAGAUGACACACUUGUAAUAUCAGGAGGCUUAUAUGAUGCACCAAGAAUUUCUAAUUCCAACAUGACAGUGUAUGAUGAUGAUGAGCUUCAGAUUGAUCAGUUACCAUUUAGUGCUCAACCUGGACAAUACAGACUGGAGUUUUUGCCUGGUGAAAAAGAAGUGGACUUUUCUUCAACUUAUGAGGGAACAUUUCAGAUACCACCAGGAGGCAUAUAAUUGUUGGAACACAGGAACUCUUUUAAAGUGGCUUCAAUAAAUAUUUGAACGUCUAUCCAGCUCAAUAAAAAUAAGAAAAUAAAAUUAAUAAAGUAUAUUUAUUUGAAAACAAGGAACAUUUACAGCAAUGGAAUACAGUUAUCUGCUACUCAGUGACAACAAAUGACUUUCAAUUUCUUUUUUAAAAAUUAGGUUUAAAAUUCAUACAUUGUCAAAUAGAUAAAUUUUAAUUUGAUUACAACUCAACAAACUUCUACAAAAGAAAAACUCCAGAUACAUACAUUUAACCUUAAACAUUAACUUAUUAUCAAAAUAAUAUACGUUUCCCCAUUUUCCCACCCUCCUACUUCCCCUCCUGACUCCCCUCCCUCAUGUGUGAUCUCAAUCUAUUAAAUUGAUAAGUUCCUAUUUUGAUUUUCAGUUGUGUUACAUUUUUAUUAUUACCCUCCUUUUUCAAAUCAUUUUUUCUCCAUGUGCUAUUUUGCAUCUUAUUUUACAACAAUUCCAUUCCAGAGCAAUACUUUCCCAGAAUUUUUUUUGUUGGGGUUAAUAGCAGAGAAGAUCCCUUUAAAAAGCAGACUCAGGACACACUAUCUAUUUUUUAAAAAAAACUUACUGGGACAAAAAUGUAAUGAAGGCAGAGUAUUCAAAUAUGGUAAGCUAAACAAUUAGUUCAACAUUACAGUAAGUUUCACUUAUGCAAAAAGUUUUCCAGCUUCUUUCAUUUUUUUCUUUCUAUCCGCUUUGGAGAUUGCAGUCCAUCCAGCAUCUCGGACCUUUCUUAAAGCUGUAACCUUAACAGAAGAUCCAGGAGUUUUCAAAGUUGGUGGCAUGGGAUCCUGUACACAAAAUUGAAAACUUCACUUAAUUUUAUUAACACGGCAAUUGUGAUAUAUGUUUUGGCUUUUAGUAAAAUUGUGAAGAUACCUUUUUUGGUGUCAUGACAUAUAGGCGAGAAGUUUGUGGAUAAUCGUUAUACAGCUUUUUAAACAUUUCUUCCUCUGACACGAUGCUCUUGAAAAGAAAUUGUUUUUAAAAAAAUAAAAUAAAAUAAAUGCAUAGUAACAUCUAGAGUCUUUCCUUUCAUUUUUCAAUAUACACUAUGGAAAAAUUAUUUCAUUACACACAUCCAGUUUAAGAAUAAGGAGAAACAUCCUAUGACUUUUUAAACCUAGAGGCCCUAGUUCACAGAUGUUUGUAUGCAGCAUUAUGCUAGGCACAUAUCAACAGUACUGUGCUAGAUGGACUAUGGGUCUAACUUGAUAUAAGGCAGCUCCUUAUACUUUAUGUCAUUACUAUGUAUGUUGGUCCAGAACCAAGAAGGAAACAAAAUGUGGUAUUCAACUGAGCUUCAGUCAAAGUAGACCUAUUGAAAUCAGUAGACCUAACUUAGCCAUGUUUACUAAUUUCAUUUGGUCUACUCUGAUUAAAACUUAGUUGGACACCACACAAAGAGAAGAGCACUGAGAGGGCUUAGCUGGGAAUAGCUAAGAACUGAGGUGCAGCCACAAGGCUGGGGCUGUAUAAGCUGUUUUCUGGGAACUAAAACAGGCUGAGUGGCAAUACUCUCUGCUUUUAAGAGACUGCUUGCUUCUUGUAUGUAUAUAGGUGAAAAACAAAGAAACAAUUAUUACAAGAAUACCAUGAAUUUCUGGCUCUCUCAUUAAGGAAAUGAAACCCUAUAGCACUGCUUCUUAGACCAUCUCACUGUUCAGAGAACUGGGGAACACAUAACAAUAUUAUGCAAUCUAAAAACAAUAUUAUGUUUCAUAUAAGUAUGUAAUGGAAACUACAGAAGACUGGCUAGACAUGACUUUCAUUACACACCAAGAAAUAAUUUGGUUAGUUAUAUUACUAUAUGACAUUUCAAAUUAAGAAGAAUUUCCAAUAACAAUUAGAAAGAUCUUUGGAAAGCUCUAAAUCAGGGACACGUAAUCCUCCAGAUGUUGUUGGACUUCAGCUCUCAUAACACCCAGUUAGCAUGGCCAACAGUCAGUAAUGAUAGGAGUCCAACAUCUGCGGGGGGAGGGUCCAGUCCAAAGGGGGGAGGUAAUAAAAGAAAUUUACCAAACAUAAUAUAUGCCUCUAUCUAAGGUGUUGUUUUUUUGUUCAGACAUAUGUGAAUCUUGAGGGGGAAAUGAUCUGGCUAGGUUAGUUGUUACUUCAUUGGUUCCAAGAACAUCUGAUCAAGGAGUAGUAAUCAUCUGUUCUGAUGAGAAAAGCAGUUACUUUUUUUGGAGUGGGGGAGAUAAUCUAUGGAAUCAUUUAUAUGGCGGGGGGGCAUAUUUUAUGUUGUAAAGCAAAAGGAAUGGCAUUUGAUAGGAUAGUUACAGACAAAAAGCACUUUGAAUGCCUCUUUACAAACACACAUAUAUAUUUCUUAUUUUCAAACUAAUACCAGGAGGUCGUUGUUCUCAGAGGUAUCUGACUGAGUAUCCAGUUCUAAUAUAACUUUUCUUUUUUUCUUUGCUACUUCUUCUGAAAGUAGGCUGGUGCUUUCUCCUAGUAAUUUAGAUUUUGGAGGUGUUUUCACAGUGUAAGUCUAUAUGAAAUAAAAGAAAUAUUUUUAAAAAAUCCAUGAUGCUAAAUUAAAUUUAACCUUUUUUAAAAGAGAGAGAGAGAGACCCUUUGAAACCUAGAAGCCCUUGUUCACAGAUCCUUUUCUUCAGCAUUGUGCUAUGUACAGAUAGAAAGUACCAUCAGGCAGCUCCUUAUGCCCUGUUAUUUCUGGGCAUGUGAGACCUGUUCCAAUAUAAGAAACCAUGAAUACAGCCCCAAAAUAUGGAGAUUCAACUACAUAUGUAACAUUUUUUGUGCACAGAAGACUUGAUUUGUAAGGAAAUUUGUAGGUCUUGAUUGGUAAAAGUGAAAAACAUUUAGAUUAAUGAGAACGGAAAAUAUUAAUCCCAAAAAGAUAUGUGUAGAUUGUAACGGAGUGGUCCCUACAAACCUUCUUAGGCUUUCCCAAAAUAAAAAAUUGUUGUGAAAUAAGUGCAUGUGGUUGAAGUGGAUUCCAACUUUUUUUCUCAGCUAGCACUGCAUAAGUAUAAGCAACUUGCCUAGUGGGUGGAAAUGC